CCUCCUCUCCCGCCUCGCACUCACUCGUGCCAAGCCCAGGUGAUUAUCCAUCCGCCCCCCGUUAUCCGUUACCCCCCUCCUCCUCCUCCUCCUCCUCCUCCUCGUCUCCUCGGUACCGACAGACCGACAAAUCCCUCCCGGUGCUCCUCUCCCUCUUCCUCUCCCCCCACUCUCUCCUUCCCGCCAGCCAUGAUCCGUGGCGGGCUAAUUCCCAGACGGUCUUCUUCUCCUUCCUCCUCCUCUCCUCCUCCUCCUCCUCCUCCUCCUCCUCUUCCUCCUCCUCGCGGGCCCGAGAAAAGUGUGUUGGCCGUUCUGAUCUGAACGCUCGCUGCAGGUCUUUGUGAGUGUGAAUGAGUGUGUGAGUGUAUGAGGUCAUGUCGGGCAUGACGAGUGGCGUGUGUGUGGAGAGCGAUCUCUCCUCGAUGCUCCAGAGAAGCUCCGCCCCCUCCCACCAUCACCCGAAUCACCAUGGAUAUGGUGCACAGGGACAGGUGUCCAGUCUGGCACCAAUGUUGGACUACACCUCUGAGAUGGACCGGUACCGCUCCUCCAUCGCCAACUUCUACAAAACUAAUGUCAACAUGAACAUGAACGUCACAAACUUUCCUCAGUCCGCAAAACUGGCGGCCCGUUUGGCGGCCGCAGCCCCUAUUUUCCCUCCUGCUGCUGCCAGGCUGGGUGCCAUGGCGACAGCUCCCUGGGGUUGCCACGACAACAUGAACAUGAAUAUGAACAUGAAUAUGAACCAUCCAGCGGCCAUGUUCUGGGGCCGGCCCAAACCUCACCAUCAUCACCAUCCGUCGCCAGCAGGUCACAUGACCUCCUCACACCCCCACAGUACCAGCAUGCACCAGGGCAACGGGGGUGCAGGAGGAAGUGGAGGUGGUGGGAGUGGCGAAGGAGGUGGAGGUGAAAAACACGCCACACCUUCACUUCCUGUCACACAGGGCACACACCAUCACCCCAUGGCGCCUAGCAACGGGAACUUCCUUCCUGGUUACAGUGGUGGGGCUGACUGCAGUGUCAUAAACAAGCAGGGACACGCCCACCCGGACAUGAUGAGCCUAUCAGAAGGCAGCAGUUGCAAUGGGGGAGGGGUGAUGGGCGGUGGCUUUCUGGGGGGGCUUGGACUACCCCCUGGGGUCAUUGUCAUGGCAAUGGGGUCAGCAGACACUGGCAGCGCCUUCCAGAUGACGGGUGGGCAGCGGGCACUAACGGACUGCCAACAGCACACAAACUCCUCCCCUUGCCCCUCCUCCUCCUCGCCCUCGUCAUCGGGGGUGGCAGCAGGGGGUGUGGCCUUGUCGUCAUCCUCGUCAUCAUCAUCAGGGGCGGUGGCUAAGAGGAAGAGGAAGCGAUGCGGCGUGUGCGGUCCAUGCAGACGUCUCAUCAACUGCGGCGUCUGCUCAUCCUGCCGCAACAGGAAGACGGGUCACCAGAUCUGCAAGUUCAGGAAGUGUGAGGAGUUAAAGAAGAAACCAGGUGGAGGAGGGGGAGUGGCACUGGAGCGUCCUCCUUCUGUUCCGUCUGGCGAAGCUUUCCGCUGGUUCUUCUAGCGUUCUCCACCAACAGGAAGUGUCCAACACAUGCAGACUGGAUAUAUUCUAAAAAAACACUGCAGCGUGGAUGACUGUUUAGGACUACAAAUCCCACCUCAAUUGCAACAACAAUAGCUGAGAGAACAGAGGAAAAGGAGACAGUUUGGUCACAGUCAAUAGUUUACCAUGUUGUGUGAUGCCAUAGUUGCAUGUUUUUCCUGAAUCUGUUCACACAUAAGUAAAAAUGCACACAGGUAAUACAAGCCACAGCUACCUAUGUCUGUCCUGUACGUUUUGGUUGGUUUGUGACCUACCUUACCUUUUUUUUUUGGUCCAAAACAAAAGUAUUAUCACAACAAAAGUCUGACACAUCAAAUAACGGUUGAUUUUUUUUCAGACAUCUUUCUAUAACCUUUAGUUCACCUAGUGAUUGACAAAAUAAUUCCUGUCUUUGCUCCUUCAAAAAUCUUGGGGGUACUUAUUUUAAUUGGUCAGUAUACCAUAUGGAUUAUGAUGCCAAGGAACUAUUUCAGUGAAAAUUGAUGAGAAAAAGACAAUUAUUAGUGGUCCAGUAUUAGCAGAUCUAUAUUGAACCAGUUGAGUGUUUGCACUGACACUAUCAACAAACGUGCCUUUAAAAGGCGUUCAGAUCUUCCCAUUUCUUCAAACCCAAUAAGAACGAGAACUUGUAGGACAAAUCUUGUAAAAACAAUUGUGAAAUUUUAAACAGGUUAACAUUUGAAUGUCCUAUAAUUCAUGGAACUCUAACCCUAGACUUAAUACAAGAGUUGUAAGACCAGUUUGCAUGUAUUAGACUUCAUUGUAAAAGGGAACAUAUUCUGUAAUGUGUGUUUAAUAUGUGGUUGAAACGAGCUGCAUCAGUUCAAACAUGACUCAAAUAUAACCCUAAAACUGAUCUCUUAUCCUAAACUUAAUAUUCAUGGUGACUGUUAAAGCCUUUAAAAGCUUGAAUUAUGUUUUAUUGGCUGCUUCUUUUAUAUUACGACUUACAGAUUUUAAACAGUAGUAAUGUAAUGUUUUUGUUUUUUUGUUUUUUUUUAUAUUAUGUCAUGUCCUUAUAUCCAAACUGCACAUUGCACAAAUUUAGUCUCAUCAGUUUUGUGUUAAAAAAUGUCAAAUUGAUAGUUGUUCAAUCGAUAAACUGCAGGAAUGGUUUAUGUGAAAAUGGGAAAAAAAAGUUUGGAAUACAAUUAUGCCUUAACAUAUUAUGUUGACAUCUUAAAAUUAAUAAAGCAGCCACAAAAAUAAAACAAUAAAUACAGAAAAAAACUGAAACAAGUCAGACCAGACGUGUAAAAAUGGAGUUUAAACUAGCGUUGAAGGUGGAGAGAGCCAAGGUUAUGAAGGUUGUGGUGCAGAGAAACCGGCAGCUCUAUUAGUACUUAGUUUUAGAAAGUUGCGUGAUACUACAACUUCCGAUAAUCAAUCUGAAAGGGAAGAGGGUGGAAAUGUGGAAGUAGUAGUGGACACACACAGGUAGGUUUUACAUCUGUAGCAGUGAAAUUGAUGAGCCUAGUCCCUCAAAAUACAGCAGAAAGGUAGAAGAUGGAAAAAAAAUCAGGGAGCCAAGACAGAGCCCAGGGUAACUACCACUAGUGACUUAAUAUAGCUGUGAUCUCCAAUUUUUAAGUCGAUUCUGUGCAGGACAUGCAAACUUCGCAGGUCCGUACUUGAGCGUACAGUGUUAGUAUAUUCAAAUGGUGUUUCUCCUUCUGGUCUUUGCACUAUUUAUGUUAUUGAAAUCUAUGUAUAAGUUCGGAAGUAUAGAGGUGACAAAACUGAGACUAAACAGACUGAUUGGAAAACCUAACAGUUGCUAAAGGCUCCUAUGUGAGGUCAUUAAACUGUCGAUGCUCCGUGUCUUUAACCCUCACAACUCUGUCGUCCCCUCCACUGGCGACCCCCCCUCUUUUUCCAUCUGUGAUCAAACAGUCUCCUCCUCCUCCACCUUCUUCCUCGUUCUCUCAGUGAAUUAAACGCAUCGUAGCCAAACGGGGAGAUUCAGGAAACGAUUCCACCUCAAAGGACAAACUUCGGCGUAUAAGGACUACAAAGUGACCUCACUACGAAGGGAGUCAGGACUGUUACAAAGGACUACACCUUCACCACAGUAGGACUACAAUUACCACAUCACUGUUACCUGUCUUCUGUCUACCUCCUCCUCAAGAAGCUAAAAGGCACCUUUACUGAUUUUUACCGGGUUGUGCUCGUGCUGGUACAAAACAAUCUGCUUCUGAACUCUGAAAGUGGUCCAAAUUUCUUAUAUAUUUUUGUCCAAAAUGCACUUAAACAUCUCCAGUCUUUUUAUUUGCUAAUGGAAAGUUCUCAGGGUGCAGUCACAAUUCCAUUUUUAUUUGGAAAAAAAUUACUUUUGCAGCAAUUGAAGGUUUGUAAUUAGUCUUAAAGGGAGUUUAAAUAAAUAUGGAUUCUAAACAUAGACUGUAGACAAAGACAUCAAUACUAGUUCCUGAUGUGGUAAACUACCAACACAACAUUACAGUUAUAAGAGCCGCCAUCUUCUUUCUGUGACAUAUUUGCAAUCAGCUGACUGUCUAAUUUGUCUGUUCUGAUGUCUCUGAUGAUGACUUGAUGGGAUGAUCAAUUCUUUGUAAAUUUCUUUGCUAGAUGUGGCGCUUUUUAAGACCCCCUGGAUAGACCAGAUCUGCCGGAAGGACGCUCUGUUAUGUGAUUAUUCAACAGUAGGGACUUAAAUAUAGUUGACAGAGAAAUUUGUUUGUUUUUCAGAUGAAGAGCAGUUAAGCAGUAAUGUUUAAUGUUUUAUUACACAUUAAACUGUAUGUAAAACACCAAAAAUUAACAGUUGAAUUAGAAACUAUUGUUUUUUUUUGUUUGUUUUGUUUUUAUUCUAACUCCUUUUUCAGAGCAAAAAUACAAAAUUUUUACCACUUUUCUUAAAUUCAUUUUGAUUAUUUACAUGUCUAGGCUACUGGUUGGACAAAACAGUAUUGUAAAGGAGGGGAUGUGACCUCUGAGACUACGAUGUGCCAUUUCUUUUAGGUUGCACAGAGAUCUGCUGAACCAUUUGUGCUGUAAAAUCCCAUUUCACAGUUUUGUGCUACUUCUUCCGUCUACUUGGCAGCAAACCAGAGAAGACAGAACAUUCAGCGACUGCGUUAAGUGCACAGUGGAUCCAUAUGUUUAUAUUGUUUUGACAUUUAACUAGUGUGCCAGCUUUUCCAAUACACAGCGCGUCAUCAGUUGAUUGACAGCGUAACAACCAAUCACAGUGCAGUAUGGUGUCCUUCUGGCGGAUCUAGCAACGACCUUUUCAAAAAGAAGCAGCUAGCUAUGAACAAUAUUUUGGGGAAAUAUCAGGUCCAUUCAGAGAGUCUGUCUAUAAAGAUCACUGUAUGAAACUAGUUAGUCGAAUGUAAAAUUGAAGCAAAGUUAGGGAUGUUACCAUGUUUUCAAUCAGUCUAGACAUAAGCACAUGGCGUCAUCCAUCCAAUUAAUUUCUUCCCACAUACUGUCAUUCAGCUAAAGUUCUAACCUACACUGCACCCAGCCACCGAGGGGCAAAACACAUAUAAUGGCUUCACCUCAUUCAGUCAAUGUUUGUGUUAAAUAAUUGGAAUAGAGCAGUGGCUUAUUUAAUUGGCAACUCCACCAGUUACACCUGAAUGUAUAUACUGAUCAGUCCCUGGCCCCAUUACUUUUGCGGGAAGCCCCUCCUUUAUUUUGUUAACUCAAUUAGUCAGUGAGCUGCUAACUAAUAAAUUAAUCACCAACAGCUGAUAAUUAAUUGAUUUGAAUUUUUUUUAAAGAAAGUGGUCAAAUUAAAUCAAUUCUCUACUUCCAGCUUCUUAAAUGUGAUUAUUUUUUGGGUUUAUUUGCUCCUCUGCGACAGUAAACUAAAUAUCUUUGAAUUAUGGGACAAAUAAGUGAGCAAUCAGUGUUUUGCGAGUUUUGCCAAACACUGAUUGACAUUUUUUUAAUCAUUGUAAAACAUUUUACAGAACAAAUAAAUAAUUUAGAAAAUAACUGAGAAUAAAAAUAGCUGCAGUCAUAUCGUGCAAUGGCGUCAUGCCAAGUGGCAACUUCUUGUGCAGCUUUUAGCUACUUUCCACUGAAAAUAGCUGGCAAUGCUUUUUAUACAAGGUCUAUGUCACCUCCAGCCCUAAACAUGGAGUUCCAAGUUCUGUCACGAGCAGACCAUCAGAUGGACCUCAAAGAGAGUUCAGAAUCAGCCUCUGUGUUCUGCUACUGCUGCAGAUUGUACCACAUGGUGAUAAAAGGGAAGUGAACUGGAGAAUCUGUCUGCAAUUCAAAUGCAGCGAAGGAACUCUCAUGGAACUUUUGGAUCUUUUGGAGAAGCUCUGCAGUUCUGAGCUGAUCUGGAACAGUACACAACAUUCCACCUUAAAAGAAACAUCUUAUUUCCAACACGUCUGUACACCUGAUGCACAUCAGUUUGUAACCACAAUGAACCGCAAUGUUUUUUAAAGGUACAAUUUGUAAGAUGAAAAUUGAAUAAUCAACUCAUCACAUUAUCAACAGAGGGAAGUAGUACAUCACUAUAGGCUGCAGUUAGCUCCCUUUACAUUCUAUCAGCUACAGAUUAAAAAAAAAGCUUUGCAAGUGCAGCAUCAAAUGCUGCCUUGAAGCAAGUUCACUCAUUUUGCUUCUAUUUUUAGCACGGGAUGUGAUUUUCUGUUGCUAAAGGUGAUAUAGUGAUCAGCUAAUUUCUGGCUAUCCAAUUAGCAUGCAAAGGACAGGAACCAGUGCCAAAACCUGUGACUAAUUGUUCAAUUUUACAGUUUGAUUGUUAUGUUUUUAAAAAAUAUCCAUAAAUGUUGCUCUUGAUCUGAUGAUGGCUCCAACCCAUAUCAGAACAGUCUUCAAGUAAACACCCAGUUAAGGAUUCAAAGCCAGUUAGCAUGACAACCCCAUUAGAUACCUUUCACAGGCAUCUUUACUGUUUGUAAUUUGAAAUGGUUUCAAUAUUUUGGAAAUGUAUAAAAUUAUAGAUAGCCUCUUUCAAACUCCAAUAUGUAACACAUUUAAGAAGUUCACAUGUAUUAGUCAUUGUUACGUAUUAGAAUACACCUUAAUGAUUGUUUUAUGCUGGGAGCCACUUGCCAACCCAAUAUUCAAAUAUUAUCAAAAUGCCCUAUCAAUAUAUUGUUGAAAAAAAAAAAUUAAAAAUAAAAAUCAUUAGCAAGUGCAAUCAUAGCUAAACUUGGUAAAUUGCUAUUAAAUCAGUACUGUAGUAGUAUACUUAAGUUAACUUCCGUAUUAACGCAGCACUUAAGUAAUUUAUUUCUAUUUUGAAGAAUGCAAAAGUUUUGUUUAGUAUUACUGUUACAGCUGCAGAAAGAAAGAUUAAUGCAAACUUUGGUAUCUGACUCAUUUACAAAGAAUAAAACCAUGUUACAAUGUAUUACAACUACAAUUCCCAUGAUGCAUUUCAGUCAACAUCAAAUCAAACAGUAGCUUCAUGUAUGAGGCAUCCUUUUAAGGCACUAGCAGCUAAGGCUCAUGGUUAUUGUAGUCCUUAGAGUCAAAAUAGAAUUUUGCAUGACACUCCCCUAACAUUGCCAGAGUGCUUUAUUGUACUUUAUUGAGGUUUACAAUAUGGUUUUGAAAUAUUACAUAUGUUUAAAUGGCAUGAAUGUUGCAUAUUGUACCUUUAAAAGAAAAACAUAAGAAAUUGCCCAUUUAAGGUUGUCAUAAAAGCAGCAAAGCAGCUCCUCCUGCUACUGCAAACACUCUAAAUGUGGAGCAAUCCGCCAGUGAAAAUAGUCCCCAAUAAAGUGACGGUUUUCUCUAGUUUAAGUGUACAGCACAAACCAGAUUCCAAUGACAUCCUUUGUAUUUAACAAACUAUUCGUUUUUCCUUCGUCGUUUUCUGUUUGUGCAGACUAAACCUUUCAGGCUUUGUGUAGAAAUCACAGACGUGUUGGAAAUUACAACUGAUUUUUUCCUGUUUUUUUUUUGUUUGUUUUUUUCGUUUUAUAUUUUUGUUUUUUCCCUGAGUAUCAUGAGGAAAAUGUUCCCCUGUCUCUUUGUGGGAACUAAAACCAAAUGUCCCUUUCUUCCCCAUUGUGGGUGAAGAGGAGGAAGGGGUGCAUUUGCUUUGUGUGUCUGCCCUCCCCCUCAUGUAUUCUGUCUCUGUGACCUCCUCAUGUGCUGAAUUAUAAUAAAGCAUUUCAAAGAUGA
Molecule: messenger RNA, 7739 nt
Organism: Sphaeramia orbicularis (orbiculate cardinalfish)
Lineage: Eukaryota; Metazoa; Chordata; Actinopteri; Kurtiformes; Apogonidae
Product: atrophin-1-like
Exons: 4
Coding region: 375-1556 (393 amino acids)
Cellular component (GO): nucleus
Molecular function (GO): zinc ion binding; methyl-CpG binding
Source: RefSeq, a predicted model, not a curated record